AUGAUGUACAAGAAAGAAACAUUAUUCCAGAGAGCUGGCCAAGUAGCUAUGACUGCUUUUGAUGUUGCAAUGUCGAUGGGUGGCUCUGAAGCUAUAGUGGAGAGCUUUUAUAGCGUUAUGGGCACCCAAAGACAGGUUCGGCAGCAUCAUGGCACAUUGGAAGCAAGAUCUAUUUUAGACUGGGCGACCAGUAAUCUUCUGAACUCUGAAGGUAUCAUAAAGGAUGCGGCCAAAUUAUAUGUGGACGGCGAGGAAGGAGUAUUUCCUCGACAUAGAGUUGGGAAUUUAAGAAAAAAGUCAAGUGAUUCGUAUAGGGCCAGUCAGGUGCUAUCGCGUUUACAUACAGAAAAAG
Paramuricea clavata is the source of this 352-nucleotide messenger RNA. The record is from the annotation of a GenBank genome assembly. NCBI's taxonomy places the organism in Eukaryota, Metazoa, Cnidaria, Anthozoa, Malacalcyonacea, Plexauridae.